Molecule: messenger RNA, 1525 nt
Organism: Cuscuta campestris
Lineage: Eukaryota; Viridiplantae; Streptophyta; Magnoliopsida; Solanales; Convolvulaceae
Source: the annotation of a GenBank genome assembly
GUCAGGCCUUCAAAUUUCUGAACUCUUGGACACUUCAUGAUACUUUUCACAGUUUGGUUAAGGAUACAUGGUCAGGCAGCCCCACUGUGGGUGGUAUGAGGGGAUUGGCCAAUAUUAAUAAGCUACAACACACUAAAGUAGCCCUCAAGGAAUGGAACCAAAAGGUCUUUGGGAACAUUUUCACCAAACUCAAUGAUGCUGAACAACUGGGCUCCCAAGCUCACGUGGAAUAUGAGAACUUUCCAAAUGAGAUCAAUAGGGAAUCAACACAACUUGCCAAUGCCAAACUUAUAAAGGCAGUUAAUGAUGAAAAAGAGUACUGGAAACAAAAAGCGAACAUCAGAUGGCUUGACAAAGGGGAUGCAAACUCAAAUCUCUUCCAGGCCUUUCCUAAGAGGAAGAGGAAGAAGCUUUCAAUCACUCAUAUUCUCUCAACAGAAGGGAAGGGUCUUUCCUCCCCAGGGGAGAUAAAAGAAGCUGCUCUAACCCAUUUCCAAAAACUCUACAAGGCUGAUCAUAAUCCUAUUAUUGAGCCAAUUAUUCCUCUCAUCCCAAAGGUUAUAACCCUGGAAGACAACUCCCUCCUUACUGCUUUACCAACUUUGGAGGAAGUUAAAAGAUCAGUCUGGGAGCUUGAUGGUAACAGUGCAAGUGGUCCUGAUGGAUAUAAUGGAAACUUCUUCAAACACUGCUGGGAGAUUAUCAAGAGGGAUGUCCUUCUAGCCUCCCAGAAAUUCUUCCUUGGCGUGCCUGUCCCUAGGGCCUAUGGCAGCACCUUGCUAUCCCUUAUCCCCAAGAUUGGUAAUCCCAAGAAAUUUGAUGAUUUUAGGCCAAUAUCUCUGUCAACUUUCAUGAGUAAGAUUAACACAAAGAUAUUGGCCAAUAUGCUCAAAUUGCUCCUGCCCAAACUCAUCUCCCCUGAGCAAGUUGCUUUCCAACCAGGCAAAUGUUGGAUCUGGGCGUAGGUUGUUAGAGGAAAAACAGUGGUUUUAGAUGGAGAAGGAGUGAUAGUCGAUUACCUAAAGAGAUAAUCGAUUAUGGAAGGGUUCAGUUUCUCAAAGGAUUUGGUGGAGAGUUUCUGAAGGGGUUGAUAGUCGAUUUACACAAAUAUGAAAAUCGAUUAUUGGUGACUGCAGAUGUUUCUUGUGAGUGGAUAAUCGAUUAUUCCAAGCUGGUAAUCGAUUAUUGGGCAGUUUCAAGGAACAAAAAGGAAGUGUUUUAGUAACGGGGAUAAACCAAGGAGGUCUAAGAGAUAUAACACACUCUUAUCCUUUCUUGGGGUUGAAAUCUAGAUUUCAAUUAAGAUAUAACACACUUAAAGAAAUACUAGAACCUAACACUCACACUUAAGGAAACCAACCUUAAGAUAUAGAAAUUAGGAUUUGAAAACAGAAUACAACCAGUGUAUUUCUAUCUUGAAAUGAAGAAUACAAUCUGUUUUCAAAUGAGGCCUAUGGCCGAAAUAAACAACAAGGGAAAGGGGGAAAUUACAAGCUUUGUUCCUUAAUCAAAUCACCAAAAUAUG